AUGAGGUAUCGCAGGACGCAGGGACACACGGACUCCGCCGCCGCCGCAGAGAGAGAUCACCGCGCCGUCGCACCGAUGAAACCGGGAGGAGUGUGCGGUCCUGAGGGGUCCCCGGAGCGCCCCGAGGCACCCGCGGCAAUGGGCCGACAGAAGAUGAUGGAGACCGGGACGGGGACGGCCCGGAGUCGGAGCCCGUGUCCGCCUCUUUUCCUGCUGCUCCUUCUCGGAAGCAGCUGCCACAUGUUGCACGGACAAGGUGUUGAGAAGGAGGUGGGAGACGGAGGGAUGGUGUGGCUGCAGAGUCAGCUCCUUUCCGAGCUGCCGCACUCUCCUCGCUCCCUGGCGGCCGGCCUCAACGACUCCGACUCCCGCUCCGUCCUCCUGUCCUGGCUGCGGCCCUUCGACGGGAACUCCCCUCUCCUCUACUACCUUCUGGAGCUCUCUGAGAACAACUCACCGUGGAAGGUCUACCUAUCGGAGGUCGAUCCGGUGCUGACCGAGGUGUCGGUGGGCGGGCUCACGCCUGCCAGGACCUAUCAGUUCAGGCUUUGUGCCGUCAAUCAAGUGGGCCGGGGUCAGUACAGCGCCGAGACGCAGAGAUUGAUGCUGAGGGAGGAGGCACCCAGCGCUCCCCCGAAGAAUAUUGUGGCCAGUGGACGGACGAACCAGUCCAUCAUGGUCCAGUGGCAGCCUCCGCCCGAGCUCCAGCUCAACGGAGUCCUCCGAGGAUACGUGCUACGGUACCGUCUGGCAGGGCUGCCGGGGGACUACCAGGAGAAGAACAUCAGCAGCCCGGAGACCAACUACUGUCUGCUGAAAGACCUGAUCAUCUGGACCCAGUACCAGAUCCAGGUGGCUGCCUUCACUGGGGCCGGCCUGGGCGUCUACAGCAGCUCGGUCACUGAGUACACGCUGCAGGGAGUUCCCACAGCACCUCCGCAGGAAGUGGAAGUUUUAGCUAUCAACUCCACGACCAUCCGCUUCACGUGGAACCCUCCGCCUCAGCAGUUUAUUAAUGGCAUCAACCAGGGGUACAAGCUGCUGAUCUGGCCCGAGCAGACUCCGCAGGACGUCGUCGUGGUGACCAUCACCCCGGACUACCCCGGUUCGCGCCACACGGGGUUAGUCGGCGGGCUCAAGAAGUUCACCUGGUACUUUGGCUCCACCCUCUGCUUCACCACGCCUGGAGACGGCCCCCGGAGCCCGCCCACUAUGCUGCAGACGCACGAGGACACACCUGGACCUGUUCGCCACCUGAGCUUCACGGAAAUCUUGGACACGUCGCUCAGAGUCAGCUGGGCGGAUCCCGCAGACAAGAACGGCAUCAUCAUCGGCUACGUGUUGUGGUGGGAAGUUUCUGGCGCAGAGUCGAGUCGUGAGGAACGUUCGCUGUCAAACUCCACCCUGCAGUACCAGCUGACCGGACUCACCUCCACCACCGCGUACACGCUGCAGGUGGCAGCGCUCACCGCCGCGGGGCGGGGCGUGGUCACGCCCUCCACCAUCUCCACCGGAGUCCCGCCAGAACUUCCUGGUGCGCCAUCUAAUUUAGUCAUCUCCAACAUCAGCCCCCGGACCGCAACACUUCGGUUCCGCCCCGGUCUUGAUGGCAAGACGGUCAUAUCACGAUGGAUCGUAGAAGGCCAGGUAGUGAAGGAGGAUGGACAGGAGGAGGCGUGGAGAGUUGUCUACGAGAAAGAAAACCAGCCAGAUGCCGACACGCUGGAGAUCCCCGACCUCACGCCGUUCACCCAGUACAGGUUCAGGAUACGCCAGGUGAACAUUGUCGGCUCCAGUGCGAUGAGCGCCCCCUCCAGGCGGAUUCAAACCCUGCAGGCUGCCCCUGACACGCACCCCUCUAACCUCACCCUGCUGUCUGCCACACAGACCAGCCUGCGCUUCAACUGGAAGCCUCUUCCAGAGUCCGAGUACAACAGCAGUCCAGAGACUGUGGGGUACCGGCUGAGACUGUGGCGGACAGACGGCCAGGGGGAGGACCGGACAGAGGAUGUGGAGAGAGCAGGGGGCGCCAGUGAGACCACGGUAGAGGGCCUGAAUCCCUGGACCCAGUACCAGGUUCAGAUACAGGCCUACAACUCCAUCGGACCUGGACCGUGGAGCGACACGGUCGCCGCGCUCACUGCAGAAUCUGUUCCAUCCGGCUCUCCGAUGAACGUGACUGCUGAGGCCGUGAGUUCCACCAGGAUCCUCCUCAAGUGGUCCACUCUCCCUCAGGCACAGAAGAACGGAGUCAUACUUGGAUACAAGGUGCUGUACAGCGAAAAGGACUCCGAAGGCCCCCCCGGCGUGCAGGUGGCAGAAGGAGAGGGGAGGGUAACGCUGCUGCUCGGGGCGCUCCAGAAAUACUCGGUGUACGUGCUGCAGGUGCUGGCGUACACGCGGAUGGGCGGCGGCCCGCAGAGCCACCCCAUACUGCUCCGGACCAAAGAAGAUGUCCCAGGACCCCCUGUCAGGAUGGUGUUUCCAGAAGUUCGGUUGUCUUCCGUUAGGGUGGUUUGGCAGCCACCCACGAACCCCAACGGCAUCAUAUUAGGCUACCAGAUCUCGUACUGCCUGGACAGCAGGGACCCUCAGCGGUGGACCACGGUGGAGGUGGGCUCCAACGCGCGCCAGUUCACCGUCACGGGACUUUCCCCCGAGCAGGCCUACGUUUUCCGGCUCACCGCUCGCACCGCCGUGGGCUGGGGCGCGGAGCAGGAAGCCCUGGUUGUCACCACUGAACGCAGAGAGCGCCCCGAGCCGCCCAGGAAGUUGUCCGCUCCUCAGGACGGCGUUGAAUCUCGCCAUCUCCGCCUCCACUGGGUGACGGGGGGCUCGGGUUCCUCGCCGCUGAGGUACUUCACUCUGCAGGCCAAAGAGCUGCCCGGCGGGGACUGGAACACACACACGGCUGACAUCCCGCAUAACGUGACCACCUGGACCGUUGACAGGCUGAAGCCCUUUACGUCAUACAAGUUUCGGAUGCUGGCCACCAACGAUGUAGGAGACAGUGUCAUCGGCAAAGAGACGGAGGCGGUUACAACUCUACAGGAUGUGCCUGACGAGCCCCCAGUGAUCCUCGCGGUGAAACCAACCACCACUACCUCCGUCCUGGUGCAGUGGAAGCGGCCCGAUGACGACGGUAUCAAUGGGGUGUUGACCGGGUACCGGCUGUAUUACAGAGAGCUCUCGGUAAACACCUCCACUUUAGCUGAAGCGGAGGUCCAGGCAACCAAGAACAACACCACGAGUGCCCUCGUUACAACCAAGAGCACGUUCAAGACGGUGAGCAGCGCCUCGCUGACCGAGUUUGAGUUGACGCAGCUGAAGAAGUUCAAACGCUACCAGAUUGUCAUGACCAGCUACAACAUCGUCGGAGAGAGCCCGCCCUCCUCGCCAGUGGAGGUGUCGGUUGGAGAAGCCGCUCCCUCGGUGGCCCCUCAGUCUAUCAGAGUGUCAGCUGUGUCUCCCUCCAUCCUGGAAGUAACCUGGGACACCCCCCCUCUCGAGACCCAGAAUGGACUCAUCCAAGGAUACAAGAUCCACUACUGGGAGAGGGACCAGCAGAACCAGAGUGAGAAGGUCAAGGUGAUCUUCGUCCCGGACACCCGCGUGCACCUCACCAACCUGACCAGCUACACGCCUCACCUGGUCACCCUGACCGCCUUCAACACGGCUGGAGACGGCCCGCCCAGUGACCCCCGCGGGGCCCGCACCCUGCAGUCCGCUCCCAGCAAGCCCAGCUACCUGUCCUUCACCGAGGUGACGGGAGGAAGCCUCAACGUGUCCUGGGGAGCUCCGCUCACGCCUAACGGACAGCUGGAGGGCUACCGGGUCGUCUACCAGCCCACCGCUCCCGUGCAAGGAGUCAGCAAAGUGGUGACAGUGGAUGUGCGGGGCAGCUGGCAGAGAUGGCUGAAGGUUCGAGACCUCGUCAAAGGAGCGACGUACGCCUUCAGCGCCCAGGCGCUGACCGUCAGCUACGGACCGCCGAUACAGGCCAACAUCAGCGCUCAGCCAGUUCAAGGCUCCCCUGGGUCUCCGGUGGAAAUGUCCAUCACCAAGACGUCCGCCGCGCUCGCUGUCCACUGGUCAGAAGGAGAAAUGGGGGCGUCGCCGAUCACCGGCUACGUCAUGGAGGCGCGGCCGUCGGAUGAAGGAGUGUGGGAUUCCUUCAUCAGACUCCUCCCCCCCAGCAGCAGGUCUGUUUCCGUCCCACUGGAGCGCCUGAGGUCUGGGAUCAGCUACGAGUUCAGAGUCAUCGCUGUUAAUCGCUAUGGUUACGGACAGCCGAGCACACCCUCUGCUGCUCUCGCUGCGCUGUCGGAGCGCCCCUUCUACGAGGAGUGGUGGUUCCUGCUGGUCAUGGCUCUGGUGGGACUCAUCCUCAUCCUGGUGGUGGUCUUCACGCUGCUGCUGCAUGGACACAGCAGCAAGUACAAGGCCUGUGGCACAGGGAAGCACGCGUCCACAGCGGAGGAGUCGGUAACCCUGGACAACGGAGGUUUCACCGCUUUGGAGCUCAACAGUCGGACGCUCAACACCAAGAACUCCUACCUGAAAAAGAACGGCACCAGGUCUCCUCCCAGGCCGAGUCCGGGUGGUCUUCACUACUCCGACGAGGACAUCUGUAACAACUAUAACGGAGCCGUGCUCACGGAGAGCACCACGCUCACGGAGAAGCCCACCGAGGUCUCUGAGUCAGAGUUGACGGACAGCGACUACGAGGACGAGCAGCCCAAGCACUCCUUCGUCAACCACUACAUGAGCGACCCCACCUACUACAACUCCUGGAAGCGGCAGCCCAAGAGCCUCAAGCCCGUCGGCGCCCCCUUUGGCUACGAGGAGUGCGCCACCGCGGACACGGAGCCCUACUACCAGACGGUGGUCACCCAGCACAGCACAGGCGGCGCGUACACGCCCACGGGGCAGCCCGCGCACACGCACGUCAACCCCAACACCAACCCUCCCCCGGGGUCACGCACCCCCGUGACGGGGUUCUCCUCGUUCGUUUGACUCUGGAGACAAAAAAAAAUCUGCACAAAAUGAUACACACACACACACGUACACAAAAUGAAGGAGGGGGGGGGGCGGGGGUUGGACUUAAGGACAUAGAACCGAAGGGGAGGAGGCGACGAGGAGACAAGGAGACGUGGGACGGACUGGUGACGAAAAGGCCCCUAAUGCCCCAAAAAACUAGACUCGCACUUCUCACCCGCCUUCUCCCCUCACAAAGAAUCCUCACUGCGUCGACGAGUGUGUGUGUGUCGUCCUCCUAUUCUUUUAAGCCUCCGUGUCACUGUGCUUACCCAAGUUUCUACACACACACACACACACACACACACACACACACACACACACACACAUUCACAGCGGCGUGCACCACCAGACCUCCAUGCCUGUUCCAGGGACUCUCUCUCUCCGACGAGCCUGCGCGGGGGCCCGAUGGAACGUGGAGCUUCUGCACAACGCUUGGUCUCCGUUUCCCUGUAUUUACACUGAAGUGCACAAAUCCACACGCGGGGA
Molecule: messenger RNA, 5526 nt
Organism: Cyclopterus lumpus (lumpfish)
Lineage: Eukaryota; Metazoa; Chordata; Actinopteri; Perciformes; Cyclopteridae
Product: protein sidekick-1-like
Exons: 35
Coding region: 1-5016 (1671 amino acids)
Biological process (GO): cell-cell adhesion
Molecular function (GO): protein binding
Source: RefSeq, a predicted model, not a curated record